GGAAUUGCGCGCAUGCGCCCUGGCGACGUUUGUGUCAAACAUGGCUGUGCUUUUGAAGAAAGAAAAAUGCUGAAUUGUGGUGGAAGAAAUCGAAAAAAGAGGCAAGAAUGGCAAGGUUGGCUGAUUACUUCAUUGUCGUCGGAUACGACCAGGAAAAAACGGGUUCAGGAGAGGGAAGUGGCAGAAUCAUCCAGCGCUUCCCCAAAAAGGACUGGGAUGGCACAGCGUUCCCUCAGGGUGUGGAGAUGUUCUGUCAGCCAGGAGGAUGGAGGCUGUCUCGUGAGAGGAAACCACCGACGUUCUUCACAGUGGUGCUGACGGACAUCGACUCGGACAGACACUACUGCUCUUGCCUGACCUUCUACGAGGCCGAGGUCAACUUGCAGGGCACAAAGACUCUGGAAGGUGAUGGAGAUGAAGACGAAGAGGAGGAUGGUCUGAUCCAGCCAGCACAAGUGUUUGCGCCCAAAAGUCUAAUCUUGGUCUCCAGGCUGGAUUACCCGGAAAUAUUUAGGGGCUGUUUGGGGCUGAUCUACACGGUUUACAUUGACACUCUAAACUUCCCUCUGGAGGGUUUGGUGGCCAACCUUCUCACAUGCACAGUGCCUGUGGCAGGAGGCUCCCAGAAACUCUUUUCUCUGGGAGCUGGAGAUCGACAGCUGAUCCAGACUCCUAUAAACGACAGCCUGCCUGUUACCAAUAAAAGCUUGUCUCUCCUCUUCCAGCAGCUAGGGAUCCAGAAUGUUCUGAGUCUUUUUUGUGCAGUUCUGACAGAACACAAGGUUUUGUUCCAUUCUACAAGCUACCAGAGACUUGGAGAGGCCUGCCGAGCCUUAGAUGCCAUGAUGUUUCCUCUCAAAUACAGCUAUCCUUACAUUCCAAUCCUCCCAUCUCGGCUGCUCGAGGUGCUGAGCUCACCCACUCCCUUCAUCAUCGGCGUGCACUCCAUGUUCCAGAGCGAGAUUCAUGAACUGCUUGAUGUAAUCAUUGCGGACCUGGAUGGAGGAACGAUAAAAAUUCCAGAGUGUAUCCACCUGUCUCAGCUACCUGAGCCUCUGUUGCACAACACUCAGACCACUCUGUCUAUGGUUCUCCAUCCAGAUCUUGAGAUAGCAGAUAAUGCCUUCCCUCCCCCGCGCUCUGCUCCGUCCAACCUCAAGCUGCUGGAUAAGGAGGUGAGGGCCGUCUUCCUGCGCUUGUUUGCACAACUGUUCCAGGGCUACAGGUCCUGUCUGCAGCUCAUUCGAAUCCAUCCUGAACCCGUGAUUCACUUUCACAAGGCUGCCUUCCUGGGCCAGCGUGGCCUGAUCGAAAAUGACUUUCUUCCCAAGGUGUUGGAUGGCAUGGCCUUCGCCGGCUUUGUGUCAGAGAGAGGGCCUCCUUACAGAGCUUGUGAUCUUUUCGAUGAGCUGGUGGCCUUCGAUGUGGAGCGCUUUAAGGAGGAAGAAGAGAACCCAACCAAGUUGCAGAAGCACAUGAGAGAACUCUCUGAGCAGCUUUAUCGAAACGAGAACCCUAAUCCCCAUAUGGCCUUCCAAAAAGUGCCUCGGCCCAGCGAGGGCUCGCACUUGCGAGUGCAUGUGGUGCCCUUCCCGCUGCUGGAAGAGGACAAGGUGGAAGAUCUCAUGCAAGAGGGCCUGGCCAAGCAGAACCACACCAACAUAAGUGCCCGGCCUGAAAGGAAGUGUGUGGUGCCCGCCGGUCCUCCUGUGGUGUCCAUCACAGGGAAGGCUAGCUCAGUGUUCAACAGUGCCCGGCGCCUGGAGGUGGUGCGGAGCUGCAUUGGCUUCAUCUUCGAAAAUAAGACUCUGGAGACUGAGAAGGCUCUCCCUGCAGCCCUGCGCGCACUUAAAGGCAGGGCAGCGCGACAGUGUCUGACUGAAGAGCUCAGCCUACACGUACAACAGAACCGUGCCAUCCUGGACCACCAGCAGUUCGACCACAUAGUGCGCAUGAUGAACUGUGCUCUUCAGGACUGCUCGAACUCUGAAGAGUACACAGUGGCUGCAGCCCUGCUGCCCCUGACAACAGCCUUUUAUCGGAAACUGGCUCCUGGGGUAAACCAGUUUGCCUACACCUGCGUGCAGGAACAUCCUAUCUGGACCAAUCAGCAGUUUUGGGAGGCCACCUUCUACUCAGAGGUGCAGAACCAGAUCCGAGCCUUGUACCUCAACAGCCCUGAGGACAACCAGCUCAUCACUGCCAAACUCAAGGAGCCGGGUCUUUUGCCGCCAUCAUCCCCCAGUGAGUCAGAGCGGACGGCCAUGGACUUGGCCGCUGAGCAGCUGCGGGCCUGGCCCAGCCUGAGUAAGGAGAAGCAGCAGGAGCUGGUGAAGAGUGAGGAGAGCACAGUGUUCAGCCAGGCCAUCCACUACGCCAGCCUCAUGGUCUACAUACUUGUUCCUCUGGAUGCCAGCAAGAACAAGCUUCUCCGUGCUGCGCCUGCAGCAGACUGGGAGAGCGGCAGUAACAGCAUUGUCACCAACAGUAUUGCAGGCAGCGUAGCAGAAAGCUUCGACACAGAGAGCGGAUUUGAAGACUCUGAAAACAGUGACGUUGCCAACUCUGUGGUGAGGUUCAUCGCUCGGUUCAUUGACAAGGUUUGCACUGAGAGUGGAGUCACACAGGAUCACAUUAAGAACCUGCACAGCAUGAUUCCAGGUAUUGUGGCCAUACAAAUGGAAACUCUGGAGGCUGUCCAUAGGGAAAGCAGAAGACUUCCACCCAUCCAGAAACCAAAGAUCCUCCGGCCUGCCCUGCUCCCCGGAGAGGAGCUUGUGACGGAGGGUCUGCGGGUGGUCCUGGACCCCGAUGGCAGAGAGGAGGCCACAGGAGGCCUGCUGGGAGGACCACACAUUCUCCCGGCGGAAGGAGCGCUUUUCCUCACAACCUACCGCAUCAUCUUCAAAGGCACACCCCAUGAUCCUUUAGUUGGCGAGCAGCCAGUGAUCAGAAGUUUCCCAGUGUCCACGCUAACUAAAGACAAAAAGAUCAGCAUUCAGAACCAACUCCAUCAGAACAUGCAGGAGGGGCUACAGCUUAGGUCCGCCUCCUUCCAGCUGAUUAAGGUGGCGUUUGAUGAGGAGGUGACCUCUGAGAUGGUGGAAAUCUUCAGGAAGCACCUACAAAGGAUCCGUUACCCGCAAUCUAUCUUCAGUACCUUCGCCUUUGCUGCAGGACAGACAGUUCCUCAGCUUUUGCUGCCCAAACAGAAGGAGAGGAACACAGGCCUCCGCACGUUGUCCAAGACUAUAGUAAAAGGAGCUAAGAGAGCUGGCAAAAUCACCAUGGGCCGUCAGUCCACGCUGCAGAAGAAAAUUGAGAAAGGCAGCCGCAUGACCUGGCACGAGGAUGAUGACAUCUCGGUGUCAGAUGAAGGUGAGCCCCAUGCUAGUAGCACUCUGAAGGCCACGGAGAAGUCCACCAUGGAGCAGCUGGUGGAGCGUGCCUGUUUCCGAGACUACCAGAGGCUUGGUCUGGGCACCAUAACUGCCAGUUCCUCACGUUCCAAAAGCGGAGAGCAGUUCCGCGUGACUGCAGUCAACAGACUCUACUCACUCUGUCGAAGUUAUCCUGGACUACUGGUGGUGCCUCAGUCAGUGCAGGACAGCAGUCUGCAGAAGGUUGCGCGGUGCUACAGACACAACCGUUUGCCAGUAGUGUGCUGGAAGCAUCCUCGCACCAAAGCUGUGCUCCUCCGCUCUGGAGGCUUUCAUGGCAAAAGUGUGGUGGGACUGUUCAAGUCACAAAACCCAGCUACAACAGCCCCUGCUGCUUCAUCAGAGUCGUCCAGUAGUCUGGAGCAGGAGAAAUACCUGCAGGCCAUCCUGAGCUCAAUCCCAGCUUACUUCAAAUCCAACGGCAGCAACACACUGUCCAACCGUUCACUCGUCGGCCUUUCCCCAGCCAGCGAAAGAAGGUCAUCAAGAAUACCAAAGAUGGCGCCUGUCUACUUGGAUAUUUCCUUCUCCAACAGCUUCACCAGAGGAGUACUUGGGUACAGGGACAAACUAUUCACUCACACAAACCAAAAAUCUUCAGCUAAGGGGAGACUCCACAAUCAAGGUGUUUGGGCGAGCCUGCGCUCCAGCAGCAGGUUUAUCCAUCACCCCUCUGCAACUGAGGUGGGGGCACGGCUGGCAGGCAAGGAUCUAGCACCCCCUAUAGGCAGUGAAAGUCUUCAAGCACUUCUCAAGCAGCAAGCAGCCCUCUACAUCUUUGGAGAGAAGUCUCACCUCAGGGGCUUCAAGUUGGACUCCAUGCUGAACUGUGAGCUGGUGCCUGUGGAGUUUGCAGACACUCGGCAGGCAAAGGCAUCCUUUAAGAAACUGCUUCGAGCGUGCUCCCCCAGUGCCAUGCCGACAGACGCUGAAGACUCCUUCCUCAGGUCACUGGAGGAGAGCGAAUGGAUCCUGCAGCUACACAAGCUGCUCCAGCUGGCUCUGAUCCUAGUGGAGUUGUUGGACAGUGGGUCUUCAGUGUUGCUGAGUCUGGAGGAUGGUUGGGACAUUACUACACAGGUGGUGUCUUUAGUGCAGCUGCUGAGUGACCCAUUCUACCGGACAUUGGAGGGCUUCCAGGUCCUGGUGGAGAAGGAAUGGCUGUCCUUUGGCCACAAGUUCAGCCAACGUGGUAACCUAACCCCCAGCAGCCAGGGCAGCGGCUUCACGCCUGUCUUUCUGCAAUUCCUCGAUUGCGUGCACCAGGUUCAUAACCAGUACCCCCUGGAGUUUGAGUUUAAUCAUCACUAUCUGAAGUUCCUGGCGUACCACUACAUCUCCAAUCGCUUCAAGAACUUCCUCUUGGACUCAGACUACGAACGCCUGGAGCACGGCACAUUGUUUGAGGAUAAAGGAGACAAGCAGGCUAAGAGAGGGAUCUGUGUCUGGGAGUGUAUCAACAGAAUGCACCGUAGGAGUCCAGUCUUCUUCAACUACCUGUACAGUCCAUCUGAUGCAGAGCCUGUGUUGAAACCAUCCAUCUCCAUCCCCAACCUGACAAAAUGGGAGUUCUACACAGGUGAGACUCUGUCAACCGGACCCUCAUAUGACUGGAGCAUGCUGGCAGUGCCCUCAGAGAGCACAGAAGAGCCAGACACAAUCGCCACCAGCAAGAGGAGGAUUGUCUGGCCCUGCUACAGUAGUGUUGCCCGUGCUGAGCCAGAUGCCAUCACCAAACUGUUGGCAGACAUCGAGAGAUUGGAAGGGGAGCUGGGUCAGGCACCUGAGAGAUGGUAUACUACUCUGGAGAAAGUGCGAGCUAGUGUGCAAGAAGACCUCAAACAGGAGGGCAAUCUCCGGAAGCAGUCGGUGUCCAUCUCAGGACUGAUCCCCACCUCCAGCCUGCAGGCCUAUCAGCGCCACUCUAUGCUGCACCUGCCUGACAGCGGCCUGGGUGAAGACAGCAGCCCUACGGCAGCCAACGGGGUCAGCCGCAGAGCUGCCACUCUUUACAAUCAGUUCACCCCCAAAAAUGAGGAGAAUAGGUCGUUCGAAGGUGUCCUGUACAAGAGAGGUGCGUUACUGAAGGCCUGGAAGCGUAGAUGGUUUGUUCUGGACAUAACAAAGCAUCAAUUGAGAUACUACGACACGGAUGAAGACGUAAGCUCCAGGGGCCACAUAGACCUGGCCGAAGUUGAAUCGGUUAUGAUCGCCACACCGACCAUCGGAGCCCCCAAAAACAUCAGUGAAAAGGCUUUCUUUGAUCUGAAGACCACCAAGAGGGUGUACAACUUUUGUGCAGAGAACGCUCAGAGUGCCCAGCAGUGGAUGGACAAGAUCCAGAGCUGCAUCUCAGACGCGUAAAAGCCCACUUUCCUGAGAGGACUCUGUGACGGCCCGAGGACGGGGUCCUCACCUCUAUACCAUCUCCUUUGAUGCAGGGAGACUCACUGUGCUUUAGUAGGACCAUAGCAAAGCCCCCAGUGCCUGUUGAAGAGGAGUGUAACGAGUCUCUCUCUUGCUUUUCCACUUUGAGUGCGCCCAGGCAGCAGAAUCACUGCCACAGUAGUCCUCUAUGGAACUGUGCUUAUUCACAUUUAGAUGGAUCUGUUUUACCCAUCUGGCAGUUUCCACUCAACUACUCCUGACCUUGGCGUCAGGAAAACUGGUCAGAUUUUUACAUUCAGUGGAGACAAAGCAAUAGCACUACUUGUUUAAAAAAAAACUCUGGGUUCAAUAUAAAAUUAAGUACAAAUAGACUCAACGUAAGAAUAUAUAUUUCUGAUAAGAAAUAAGGUAUUGCUGCUUAUAAGAUGCAAAAGAACCGCCAAAAACUGUUGAAUAUUUUUAAAACAUGCACAAUAUACAAGGCAGUUUAUUUGCACUUAAUUCUACAAUAUGCACUCCAUAAAUAUAUAGAUUUUCUAACAGAUAAAAACAGCAAAGGCAAAAGGCAUUACUUUAUGUACAAAAACCUCUGUCUAUACAAGCGCAUACUCUAGAAAAAAGUACUUUGCACACUAAAGCAUAAAUAUUUCCUGCCGUUUUCUAUUUAAGUCGUUGAUGUCAUUGUUUUUUAAUACAUGAAUGUCUGCUUAUUGACAACAGGUUGUUUUUUGUGAUGUAAAUUAUUUUUUUAUCAUUAAAAAAGUAACUGGUGUAUGUUUAUGGAUGGUAAUUUUAUGUUCUCUGUAAAUAGCUGUGAUAUUUCAAGCUCUGUUUUAUACUUUGGUGAAUAUGAUGUGGAGUGAUUUUUCUAACCUUUUAACUGAACUGAAAGCAACAUACAGUUUUACAUAUGAUAUUGUCACGCAUACUGACCCCUAAAGCGCUUCCUCUGUAUGACUUGGCCGUUAGCCUUUGUGUUUGACAUGAAGGGAAGUACACUAAGUUUUGUCUGUUCUUGCCAAGGAUCUCGGAAUGUGUUGAAGGGCUCUCAUCUGGAUCUAUGGGACACUACAUGCUUUAGUUUUCAAUACUGUUUAGCCCUCUAUGUGUAUGUGUACAGUUUGAAGAAACAAAGCUGAAGAAAGCUCAACCCAACUAGAGAGAUGUCUGUUACUGUACCUGAAAAAGAUGUUACUGUACCCAUGUACCAUGUUCGUGGUGCCACUAAUGUUUUUUUAUUUGAAAUAAAUCAGAGUACUUGAACGUUU
Pygocentrus nattereri (red-bellied piranha) is the source of this 7096-nucleotide messenger RNA. RefSeq names its product SET binding factor 2 (gene sbf2). NCBI's taxonomy places the organism in Eukaryota, Metazoa, Chordata, Actinopteri, Characiformes, Serrasalmidae. Bases 108 to 5804 code for a protein of 1898 amino acids. The transcript is spliced from 42 exons. The record is from RefSeq and is a predicted model, not a curated record.